Molecule: messenger RNA, 1377 nt
Organism: Salvia hispanica
Lineage: Eukaryota; Viridiplantae; Streptophyta; Magnoliopsida; Lamiales; Lamiaceae
Product: protein TIFY 4B-like
Biological process (GO): regulation of jasmonic acid mediated signaling pathway; response to wounding; regulation of defense response
Cellular component (GO): nucleus
Source: RefSeq, a predicted model, not a curated record
AAUAAAAAAAUAGCGCACUAGACAAAGCUGCGACGCCGCGGCCAUAUUUCCCGCAACCACCAGUCCACCACACUCACUCCCUCAGCCACAACCUCCAAUUUACCAAAAUAGCCCCCACUUCCACCUUAAUUCCCCUAUCUAACCCUCGAUCUGCUACCUCGCUGUCGCCGGAGACCCAGUCGUACAGUUCAUCGGAAUAGAUGUCGGAAUCUUGCCCUGCGCCGCCCGAGGACACCGCCGCUAAGUCGCCACUAGACAAGCCGCUUCACCUGCUUACGGAGGAUGACAUUGCUCAGGUCACUCGCGAAGACUGCCGCCGUUACCUCAAGGAGAAAGGAAUGAGGAGACCUUCGUGGAACAAAUCUCAGGCGAUUCAGCAAGUGAUAAUGCUGAAGACGCUCCUCGAAACAACGCCGGAUUCGGACGCUGCUGGUGCGCGCAAGCGGCUUCGCAUUUCGCGCCCUAACAACACCGAUAGCAGCAGCAAUGUUGCUCCGGAUAGUGUUCCCAGAGGAACAACUGGUGGUGAUGCAGAGAAUUCUUUAUCCGCUGAGGAAACGACGCCGCAUUCUGUGAAAGAUCUCGACAAGCCUGAUUUUUCGGGUGGUUUCUCUAGCAGUUUUGCCGCUGGCAAUGAUGAAUCUACUCAACCUAGAACCCCAGGUUCAACAAAUAUGCCUAUGGGACAAAUGACAAUAUUCUAUUGUGGCAAAGUGAAUGUGUAUGAUGAUGUCCCUGCAGAUAAGGUGCGGGCACUAAUGCACAUUGCUGCAAGUCCUCUGAGGUUUCCAGACGAACAUCCUGUUGAUGGUGCUGCAGGAUUGCAACCUUUACCAUGCAUUCCAAAAACCGUUAGCUCUGCUCGUCAGGAUUCAGCUGUUCUCAUGUUGCCAACAGUGAAAAUGAAUGAAAGCACCCGACUGCCUGGAGAAGAAAACAAACUUCUUCAAGAAGAAACCCCUAUGGAAGGACCAUCAACCAGAAAAGCAUCUGUUCAAAGAUACCUUGAGAAGAGAAAAGACAGGUUUAAGAGCAAGGGAAAGGCAGGAAUGGCCUCGUGUGCAAGCUUGGAUGAUUAUAUUAACCAUCGAAUGGGUAAUCAACUGCCAAGAAUUGACACUUCAAUAACCCGAAUCAGAAAACCUUCUAACCUUACACGUUGCAGUUCAAUGGAAAAUGAUUCGGUGAAGAAAGUUUGCCUGUCUACUGGUCUGAGUCACAAAGGUGUAUAGGUGGAGUAUGCGAGCCCUGUUGAACUUUUGUACCACGCAAGUCUGUAGGGUCGAAUUCAUUCUCUGUUUUGUCAAAAUUUGGCGGUGGGCGCAACUGUGUCAUCCGUUAUUAUUCCCACGUUGGUUCAUUGACUAUCUUACCCCA